GCAGCGGCGGCGGUGGCCCGAGAUAGCUGCUACUGCAUGCUGGGGUGCAAGCAGGUGUAAGGUUGCCUAGUUUGAAUUGUCUCGUAGAUCUCUUAGUUGGCUCCAAGGAGCUUUCGGCAAACGCACUUGCUUGGAUCCAGACUUAUUCCGUGCAUGUUUCGCCGAUGCAGUAGAAGUACUCGUAUUGGCCUAUUUUCGCCUCUGUUUGAAAGUACAUUGAGCAAUGGAUGCUUGAGGCCCAGGUGACGAUCGUACUAAACAUUCAAGACAGCCAAGCCUUUCUAACAAUAAAUAAAUCAGUUGGAUAAACUUACUCCAAGUACUUGAAAGGCUCUGUAAACAUGUAUAUUCUUCGAAGGUGAGAUUUCACACAAGGAAUGACUACUGAGUAAAAAUGGCACCCCAUUAUGGUACUACUGUAAUAGCAGUACUAGCUACAAUUAUCACUCUCUGCCGUUCCGAGUGUCAAACGAGAUCCGUUUACUGCUACGAAUGCGACUCUUGGACAGAUCUUCGAUGCAAGGACCCGUUCAAUUAUACGGCACUGCCUAGGGAUCAGCCGCCGCUUAUGACUUGCAACGGAUGCUGCGUUAAGAUGGUUCGAAACGCUAAAUCACCCUACGAGAGUGUCCGGAGAACAUGCACGUCGCAACUGCAGAUAAACUUAUUCAUGGUGGACCACGUGUGCAUGAUGGAAAGUACCGGUACUGGUCACAUGUGCUUCUGUGAGGAGGAUAUGUGCAACCGGGUUCCCUCCACCUACCAAACCAAUUCCACCCUCCCUUGCCUCAUAGCGGCACUCUUGGUCCUCGGCUCCUUACUCAAGUAUCCUGGCUUGCUUCGUAGCUCUCUGUGAUGAAUAUCGUCUUUCGACUAGUAGACUAACCUAUAUAAUAUCAUUUUUUUAUUACCUUUGUUUUGAUUUUUACUACUAUUACUACAAUUAUAAUAUUUCUCAAAGUAGAUGACCCCUACUAUUCUUGAAUCACGAAGUUAAAAACAAUAGAUAACAACAAAUGCGAGAGUGAUCGAGAUGUGGCAGUUAAUGAAUAUUAAUAACGUGCAAUAAUUUUUAACGAAUGAAAGGAUGCAUCACAACUUUAAAUCUCUAAUUUUUUUGGCAGCCUGUCUCUAUUUCGUCUCGCUUUAAUUUAGUUCUUGAAAUGGAUCGCAUUGAGAAAUCAAACUAGUAGCAGUAGCGGUAUUUAUUAUUUGUGAAAAAAAAACACGAGUAGCUAAUUAAUGUUCGAUCAAACUGCCUUUUGAAUACUGAAAUCGAAGAACCAUGCGAUCUAUUUUAGAAAAUAAAUGUUUAUUUUAAUGAUUUUUAAAAUAGAUUUAAUUGAUCAUGAGUUAAUGCUAGUUUAGUAGCACGUACAUAUUCGUAUAGCAAUAACCAAGUAACAUUUCUUUGGCACCAUACAACUAAUUAUCUUGUAUUAUAUCAUACGUGCAAAAUAUAUCACAGGCUACUUACGAUGUGUUUUAUGCGAAUCCCCGAUAAAGUACGAAUUUCAAACACCGCAAGUAUAUUGUUGUACAACUGUAGCAAGCGAUAAUAUUCAAUAGUGUGUGAUGCGCGGCAUGCAACGAUGUUAAAAUCACCAACAAUGUUUAUUAUUGUGCGAUCUCCACCUUUUUUAGUCUACUCUUACUGCCGAAAACCUUUUUAUUGCUUAAACGUGCGGCUGAAUUAAUUUUAAGUGUUUUUGGCUUUUAUGAUCCAACAUCUUGACUUAGUGGAGCAUCACCGCACGUUUACAGCACAGUGCAUGAAUAUCAUAUGAUUUUUUAUAAAUAGUAUAUGUUAUGAAGAAAAGGAAAGUAAUGUCUCGAGCUUCGCUUUCAGCUCGAACGACAUCCAUUUAUUUUCUAUCGUGAUACUUACACGAUUUUUCAACCCUCCCUCGUUUUUUCUCGACAGCACGAAUUAAAAUAUUAUUAUAUUUGAUGAAUAUUUUUACUAUUAUUCUCUUUAUUAUUUUAUGGUCAAUUUUCGUAAUUGACCCAGUAUCUUUUUCACUUGUUUGCCCCGAUUCGAAGUUUGAUUUAUAUAUAUUGAUUUUUUUUUUUCUAUCGUACUAACUGUAACAUUUCCCUCUUUCGCUAUAUUCUCUCAAUUGCGAUGCAAAUAUUGAUGUAAAUAAUAAGUAUUUGUAAGAGUCGGCAAACGGAUGUUUUUAUAAUCGACGUGGGUGCUGGUCAUCGUUUUUUCUUUUUUGUUUUACUUUUCCAACGUUCGACGUCUUUUACAAAGUUCGAAGUUUUUGACAAUGUUGGUGCUGUGUUUUCAUAAAUUUUUUACACUUAUAACACAUAAAGAUUAUGAAAAAAAUUUUAAGACAAAAACUAUCAUAAGAAUGUAUUUCUUGAAUUGGUUUCGGUGUUGUAAAGUAUGUUUUGUAACAAGCACGACCGCAUGAUGGCAUGUCAUAUACCGUAGAGAAUGUUUGGAACGUUGACUGUUUACGUAUACAAUUGCUUGCUUAGAACAUAAAUGUCAAUUCUACCAACGAGUACUAAUUUUUAAUUAAUGUCGUUCUAAACAAGCAUCUUGCACUUUGAUUGCGUAGAAUUGCAUCUACAAAAAGCAAGCGAUUUGCUAGUGAUGAUAAAACCUACCUUCCACCCUGCUGCUGAAAAGAGAAAAUAAAAAAAAAUAUCGUGAAGAAGCACUUUUAGGAGCCUUCAGGUUGAGCUCAGUCGUCUAAGGCUGCCAAGGUUUAAGCUGAACGCUCUUAUUCCUCACAGAAAGGCUUUGUAAUGAAGCCUUUUGCCAAAUGAAUGUCGCAGCAGCGCGAUAUUUCCUUGGCAGGCCAUGCGGUCCGUGUCGAGUCAUUUGUUCAUUGUAGCACGCGCGGCUGUGAGGCCACACUGUUAAUCCUCUUUCUUUUAAUUAUUAUUUUUUUUUAUUUAUUAAUAUUUAUUUAAUUUAUUACAGAACUGUUCAAUACUUGUAAUAGCUUUUUUAAUUUAACAUUAAUUAUUUGAGUUAUGUAGUAGUUGUAUGUAAGGUCUACGGAAAAUAUGCAAGUGGUUUUGAAUACAUUAUACAGGUAUGUAACUAUCUCGAAAGCUUUCAAAUAAUAUUGAACGAUUAGAGAAAAUUCGGACGUUAUUCGCGCAGCUUGAAUAACUUCUUCUACGAAUCUCACGACAACGAAAAAUUUAUGAAUGACUGAAUACUGUUUUUCAAGGUCUAGUCAGAGCUUUCAUUAUUUAUUUAUUUAUUUCCUUCUAUACUUAAUGGUAGAUGAAACAUUUUAAUAGUAUGAAAGGCAAAUAUAGUUUCAUUAGAUAAACGAUGAUUUAUAGUAUGUCUUAUUAUUUCGUUUAGUAUUGGUAUAUUUUUGCAUCAAGAGUAGUUAAUAUUUAAGUAGAGAAACCUAUGUAAUGGGAAAAAAUCAUUACUUGAUAUUUAAAACAUUCAUUAUUCUACAUAAAAGUUAUCUGUUUUUUUUUUUACCAACUGUAAUUAAAUAAAAAAAUUUCCAACAAUAAGUUAAAAAUUGGUGCAUUAAAUAGGUGAUGAAAUGAUUAUUGUUUGGAAAAAUUUUGUGUGGUACAUCAAAGAAUAAGAUAUUUAUAGCCAAGUAAAGUAACAUAUUUGGGCUCAGAAUCUCUGUGUAAAUUAUAUCGUCAUCUUCUGGGAUUUAAUUGGUAAAAUUAUCAAUUGUCAAUUGAUUAUUGACUUAAAAACCUGUUUUCAACUAUGUUACCUUAAAAUAUAGAAACUUGAUUCGAUUUUGAGCUAAAAUGAAACGAAUAAUAAUAAAGUGAUGAUUUUUUCUUAAAACAAUAAACAUCAAGUGAAACUUGAUCAUUUUUAAGUUAAGCUCGUGUGGCCUCGCAGCUGUAUACUCCACUUGCCAUGUGAGGUACUAUCGCAAAAAGUUUUCUACACGUUAUGUCACCAGUCAGAAUUCUUCCAUGUUGACAGCAAGAAGCUUUUUAUGAUUAUGAAAUAAGAUCGUGUAUAAUUGUACUUUUGUGAUUUGUUCUUAUCUAUGUAUAAAUUUUACUUAUAUUUUCAUUUUUUUUAAAUUAAAUAUAUGCGGAACCUACUGUGCGUUGCGUUUAUCAUAGUAUUUGUAAAAUUGCUAAAAAAGUUUCGGUUAUUUUUAAAAAUUUACCUCAAUAUCUAAUUUUCAAAUAAUUUUCAAUCAGACUAACAUAACUAAUUCGUACUAUCAGGGAAACUUUGCGUAAUGAUAUAGCCAACUUAUGAAUCACGAAUAAACUAACAAUGGAGCACUGAAAUAAUUUUUAUACAGGAAAUAUUAAAAAUAAGAUAGUUUUCAACACAUAAGUUUUUAACAUUUUUUCAAGUAUCAGAUUCUAAUGGUGAAUGCACGCGUACGGAAAUACAAUAUGCGGCUAUUGUCAAAAACAUAAUUAAAAAUUGAAUUAUUCCAUACUAUGUAUUUACAAAACAAAA
Molecule: messenger RNA, 4438 nt
Organism: Copidosoma floridanum
Lineage: Eukaryota; Metazoa; Arthropoda; Insecta; Hymenoptera; Encyrtidae
Gene: qvr
Product: glycosylphosphatidylinositol-anchored protein quiver
Biological process (GO): regulation of synaptic transmission, cholinergic; sleep; positive regulation of voltage-gated potassium channel activity
Source: RefSeq, a predicted model, not a curated record